Messenger RNA from Penicillium brasilianum, 1545 nucleotides. Lineage: Eukaryota; Fungi; Ascomycota; Eurotiomycetes; Eurotiales; Aspergillaceae. The record is from the annotation of a GenBank genome assembly.
AUGCACCGCAGGGUGGGCAAGCCAAAGUCCAGAAAGGGAUGUGUGACUUGCAAAAUUCGCCACGUUAAAUGCGACGAGCAAAAGCCGGAAUGCGACCGAUGUAUUCGUUCCGGUCGUAAAUGUGACGGCUACAGCGAUUCCUCGCAGAGAGAGCUCCGAGAAAACAUCAAAAAGGACACUCCUCGCCACACCUGGCAGCCCAACUCGGAUCAGCGUCUAGUCCUCGUGCCCGGAUCUCGAGAAGAGCGCCAGUAUGUGCAUGUCUUCUGCACACAGGCGACUCAUGCACUAUCGGGCUUCUUUCCAUCUGAUUUCUGGACCAGGUUUCUCCCCCAGCUCAGUCAACGGUAUCCGGCAAUUCGACAUGCUGUUUCUGCGGUUGGCGCAGUCUAUGGGAAACAAUUGCUGCCUGCGAAUUUUGAUCCUGCUGAAGUGGAGCAGUUCACUUUGCAACAGUAUAACAAAGCUAUCCAGAGUUUCAUCGGCCAGAUGAAUACACCGCAGACUGUGGAUAUUGACUUGGUCCUGGUUACUUGUCUUUUAUUUAUCUGCUUGGAGACUCUUCAAUCGAAGAAUAUUCGAGCGUUGGAUCAUAUCCAGAGCGGUGUUCAGAUUCUAGCGGCGCGAUCGCAGGAGAAGAAGAUCACUUUGGACAAUGAGUUUGAUCGAGAACUCUUACACACAUUCAGCCGACUUAAUAUUCAGAUAUGUCUAUUUGGACGCGGUAUACAGCCUCUGGAUAUCCAGCCGGAAAAGUCUACGUUCGCAGAGUCUCAUGAGAAACUCGCGUUCGACAAUAUCUCCCAAGCGCGGGAAACUCUAACCAGCCUUCAAAAUCGGGCAUUGGUCUUUAUUCGAUCGGUCGGAAGUAGAAGUGAAGUCACGUACGAGUCCGUUUACGAGCAGCAUGUCAAACAGCAGCAAGCUAUGCUGGCAGAAUAUUAUACAUGGCGCGCAGCGUUUGAUCGAUUGCGGAAGCGAUCAACUAAGAUUGCCGGCAUCUCAGAUCUACGAGCGCCCCUGGCGCUACUAAUCGAGUAUCACGUCUCCUUGGUCUGGUUGCUCAAUUGUAUUACCCAACAAGAAUCAAACUUUGACAAUUUCACCUCGCACUUUGAAGAAAUUGUCCGCACAGCGGAGGACAUCCUCGAGCUCAGCCCGGAGACCGACUCGACACCCGUCGCUGAACUAUUCUCCCUGGACCCAGGAGUUCUGGCCCAUAUAUACUGGACUGCACAUAAAUGCCGAGAUCCUCUGAUUCGCCGAAGAGCAAUAGCGGCGCUAGCGCGGUGUCCCGCACGGCAGGGGAUGUGGCUUCGGCCGUUGAUCGUUCAGGUGGCGUAUAAAAUUGUGGAGAUAGAGGAAGAACCACUUUGUUAUCUUCCCGUUCAAGAGAGAAGGGUUGCAGAAAAGGGUCGUGUCUAUGAGGCUCUCAUUUAUCCGGAACAGGAUGCUCAGAGGAGUCCUUGUCCGGUUGAAUUCUGGCUUGCGCCUGAUCCGGUGAGUGGUGACUUUGAGAGAAUUCGGGUGGAUGUGACGUGGUGA